Molecule: messenger RNA, 1599 nt
Organism: Triplophysa dalaica
Lineage: Eukaryota; Metazoa; Chordata; Actinopteri; Cypriniformes; Nemacheilidae
Exons: 18
Coding region: 88-1599 (503 amino acids)
Source: RefSeq, a predicted model, not a curated record
GCGUGACUCCAGUAGAAAACUGAAUACUCAGGGUUUUUGGUUUCAGAACGCGAGGAAUGUCAAACCCACGACCGCGGAGGCAGGAAAAUGGAAGAUGAACCGAUUCCAGGACAACUUCAGGACUCACAGAACAUUGUGGACAAUAAUAUCAGUGUCAGUCCACCGCCAUGUCAAGAGCUGAAAUCAAAAUGCGAACACAAGGAAAUAGAUGAUCUUCAAGAAAAAGAAAGUCUUUGUGAACAACUGCAAAAGGCAAAAAACAAGAUAGAUCUCUUAAACUGUCAACUGGUGGAAAGGGACAGUGAAAUUGCACGUUUGAAACAGCAGCUGGUCCAACAUUCAGGUCAAAAUCAGAACCUUCCACAGAGUACAAAGAAUGAAAGUGAAUGCAAGUCGGGGGGUGAGAGAUGGAAAAUUGGGAACUUUACACUCAGUGCAGGGGGGCUCAAAUUGUUCCCAAUUUUGGCUGGAAAAACAAACAACUCACACAAGGGAUUAAUUGACACUCUGAUAAACCAAAUUCAAGAUCUGAAGAAUGGUCAUACAGUGGAUGAGAGUGACAUUGUUUUGGUUUUCUGUCCUAUUGUUUCUCGAGCUGGAACUGAUAUUGAGGCAGCAAUGAAAAAAAUCUAUUUCUCUACAGUCUCAAAGAUGGUGGUGCUAGUGGUGCUACAUCACACAUUUGACCCAGAGAAAACUGUACCAGACAGCAGCAGAUGUGUCAACAGGACAGAUAUACUGACAGUGGACUGUCUGUUCUAUGAAGACACAGGAUUACUAAAGUGUCAGAAAAAUGAUGAUGCAAUCGACAAAGUUGUGAACUGGUUAAUACAGCAGGGGGAGAAGAAAGGUAUCAAAGCAUGUCGACGGCAAGACCACUCAUCAUAUUUCUGGACAGGGUGGUUUGGUCAAUCUAAGCAGAAGGUGGAAAAGAAGACUCAAGAAUCAAAGGACAGUCAGCAUCACCAGUCAGCAGCGAAUAAGAUGAAUACGAGUUCACAGGAGCAGAAUGGCGGAAAUUCUCCACAGCUGGAAAAAGAGAAUCAAGAAUCAAAGGAAAGUCCGCAUCAGCAGUCAGCAGCGAAUAAGAUGAAUACGAGUUCACAGGAGCAGAAUGGAGGAAAUUCUCCACAGCUGGAAAAAGAGAAUCAAGAAUCAAAGGACAGUCAGCAUCACCAGUUAGCAGCGAAUAAGAUGAAUACGAGUUCACAGGAGCAGAAUGAAGAAAAUUCUCCACAGCUGGAAAAAGACAAUCAAGAAUCAAAGGAAAGUCAGCAUCACCAGUCAGCAACGAAAAAGAUGAAUUUGAGUUUACAGGAGCAGAAUGGAGGAAAUUCUCCACAGUCGGAAAAACAGAAUCAAGAAUCAGAAGACAGUCAGCAUCACCAGUCAGCAGCGAAUAAGAUGGAUUCGAGCUCACAGGAGCAGAAUGGAGGAAAUUGUCCACAGUCGGAAAAAGAGAAUCAAGAAACAAAGAUGAAUUUGAGUUUACAGGAGCAGAAUGGAGGAAAUUCUCCACAGUCGGAAAAAGAGAAUCAAGAAUCAAAAAGAGAAUCAAGAAUCAAAGGAAAGUCAGCAUCACCAGUCAGCAGCAAAUAA